Monopterus albus (swamp eel) is the source of this 1753-nucleotide messenger RNA. RefSeq names its product protein arginine methyltransferase 1 (gene prmt1). Bases 165 to 1211 code for a protein of 348 amino acids. Gene Ontology annotation, cellular component: nucleus. Gene Ontology annotation, biological process: chromatin remodeling; peptidyl-arginine methylation, to asymmetrical-dimethyl arginine. The record is from RefSeq and is a predicted model, not a curated record. Lineage: Eukaryota; Metazoa; Chordata; Actinopteri; Synbranchiformes; Synbranchidae. The transcript has 10 exons. Gene Ontology annotation, molecular function: protein-arginine omega-N monomethyltransferase activity; protein-arginine omega-N asymmetric methyltransferase activity; histone methyltransferase activity.
AGAAGAAGAAGACGAAGACGACAGAAGAAGAGCAUGGCGCCAUUACAAUGGAGACGACGUCUGUACUCUGGUCCAAUCAACUUGCCGUCGUGGGCGGAGUUAGGGAAGCUUCGGUCCAACACACGUAACUAGCUAGCAUCCAACCAGGCAGGCAGAAAAUCGAAAUGGCGGCGCAAGCAGAAGUGAUGGAGGUUUCUCAGGGGGAGAGCUCAGCCAAGCCUGCAGCUGAGGAUAUGACAUCAAAGGACUACUACUUUGACUCGUACGCCCACUUUGGCAUCCACGAGGAGAUGCUGAAAGAUGAGGUUCGCACUCUGACCUACCGCAAUUCCAUGUUCCACAACAAGCAUCUGUUUAAGGACAAAGUAGUGCUGGAUGUGGGCAGUGGGACAGCCAUCCUCUGUAUGUUUGCUGCCAAAGCUGGAGCCAAGAAGGUUAUAGGGAUUGAGUGCAGCAGCAUCUCAGACUACGCUGUGAAAAUCGUCAAGGCAAACAAGCUGGAUGAUGUUGUGACCAUCAUCAAGGGGAAGGUUGAGGAGGUGGAGCUGCCUGUGGAGGGGGUUGACAUCAUCAUAUCGGAGUGGAUGGGCUACUGUCUCUUCUAUGAGUCCAUGCUCAAUACUGUCAUUUAUGCCAGGGAUAAAUGGCUGAAGCCAGAUGGUCUCAUUUUCCCAGACAGGGCGACCCUUUAUGUCACUGCCAUUGAAGACAGGCAGUACAAGGACUACAAAAUCCACUGGUGGGAGAACGUGUAUGGGUUUGAUAUGUCGUGCAUCAAGGAGGUGGCAAUUAAAGAACCCCUGGUUGAUGUGGUGGAUCCCAAGCAGCUGGUUAGCAGUGCCUGUCUCAUCAAGGAGGUGGACAUCUACACAGUGAAAGCAGAAGACCUGACCUUCACCUCACCGUUCUGCCUACAGGUGAAGAGGAAUGACUACAUCCAUGCUCUAGUCACCUACUUCAACAUCGAGUUCACCCGCUGUCACAAGAGGACUGGCUUCUCCACCAGCCCAGAGUCUACCUACACCCACUGGAAGCAGACCGUCUUCUACCUGGACGAUUACCUGACUGUGAAGAAUGGUGAGGAGAUCUUUGGGACCAUCAGCAUGAAGCCAAACGUCAAGAACAAUAGGGACCUGGACUUCACCAUAGACAUCGACUUCAAGGGUCAGCUGUGUGAGAUGUCGAAGACGUCAGAGUACAGGAUGCGUUAGAAGUCUCCUUCCUUGUGUUGUCUUUAGUAGCGGACAGAGUGCGGUGUCACUGGGAGUCUGUACAAUAGUUUGCUCCCCUGCAGCAACAUUUUAAAGACUUUUUUUUUUUUCCAGACAUUAACAGUAUUUAAAAGGUUUUCACAUCCCUGGGGUCAAAGUGCAUUGACGUGUUGGUUCUUUGUGCAGUAGUUAAUUACUACACUUGUGUGACACAUGCUUGGUGUCUUGUGUUUUACAUUGGGGUUUCUUGUCUUUUGCUUAUGCGAGAUCCAUGUAGACACAAACACAACAGUUCUGACAUCUCUACAUGUAUGCAUAGUAUUACUGUUUGCCCACUUUAGCGUUCUGUGUAGUUAUUACAUGACAGCUACUGCUCGUUCCUUAGUUUGGAUCCUGUUGAAGCUGUAGGUGUGCAGCUUUUCAGAUUCUGUAUAUUUGAGAAACUGUCUACUCCAUUUGUGUAUGACUUAAUAGAAACUGGAACUGACAAGAAAGACUGUUCAGACCUCAGAUACCCAUUUAUUAAAAAAAAAAAAAAAAAA